This is a messenger RNA of Symbiodinium sp. CCMP2456, 960 nucleotides long. NCBI's taxonomy places the organism in Eukaryota, Dinophyceae, Suessiales, Symbiodiniaceae. The record is from the annotation of a GenBank genome assembly.
GCACAGAUUGGCAUCGCGGUGCACGGAGCCACUGACGCUGCGAAAUCUGCUGGUGACAUAGUCCUGACAAGAGACGGUCUUUCGCCAAUCUACACAGCCAUCCAGAUCUCGAGACGUAUCUUCAAGAGGUUGAAGUCUUAUGUGAUUUAUCGCAUCUGCAUUACAGUGCAAGUGGUGUUCUUCUUGGCCGCCCUGGCCAUUUUCUUUGACCUCCGUUUCAAGGCUCUUUACAUCAUCUUGCUCGCGCUCUUCCAUGACCUGCAGAUUGUGACGAUUGCUUACGACCACCAGAUCGCAGGACACAGACCCGAGACUCCCACUGUGCUGGGACUACUGUUGCAAAGCUACUCAAUGGGCAUUCUCAUGUUUGCUCAAACGAUGUUGCUGGUGUCUUGUGGCCAUUACUUUCUCUCGGACAGAUUCGCAGACGGGUACUUCGCAAGUGUGGACGCUGCUGCGGCUGGUACCGAAAUGGACAAGUACAUGGAGACCACCAUUUUCCUGCAGAUCUCCAACUCAUCGGCAAUUCUGAUCUUCUCGGCACGCACGGUUGGAUUCUUCUUUUCGUGCAUGCCGGCAUGGCAAUUGGCAUUGUCCACUGCGCUGGGGCAGGUCCUGAUCAACAUUUGGUGCCUGUGGGCUCCCACCGGCCUGGUAGACAAGCUGGAGCCCAUGGAUGUUUUAGGCAUCUGGCUGUACGAUAUUGCUUGGCUUCUGCUUCUUGAUCUCGUGAAGAUAGUUGCUGGCCGGCUGUGGGAUAAGUACAAGCCUCCUUCUAUUGAUCGAAAUCCUGCCUUGACGGCCCGUGACCGCAACAGUCGGCGCUUGUCCAACAGCCUGCGCCCCUCAUACAUGCUGGCGCAAGUGGGAGAUCAGAAGUCGGGGGUUGAGUCACAACUUAGUCAGGUCCCCCUUCAGCAAAGGAACUCGCUUCGUUUAUCCAGGACCUACAAGAAGUAG